CACCCAUCCCACCCACCGCAACUCACAGCUAUAUAAUCCCCCGUCACUCGCUCCCCCCAAACAGCCUUUCCUCUCAUCCUCCUUUAACCUUCGUUUUCUGCGCUCCAGCUUGUCACCCAGCUAAAACCCAAAAACCCCACACAUCACCACAAUGAAGUUCGCUGCCCUCGCCGCCCUCGCCGUCGCCGCUGUUGGUGUCAACGCCCAGGUUGACCCCUCGACCAUCAACCAGUGCAUCGUCACCUGCAUCACCAACGCCCUCCCCGGCCUUGGCUGCUCGGCCCUCACCGACGUUUCGUGCAUCUGCGCCGCCACUGGCCUCACCGCCGCCGUCGCCCCCUGCAUUGCCUCGAACUGCCCCGACCAGGUCGCGGCCGCCCUCGCCCUCCAGGGCCAGCUCUGCUCGGGUGCCAGCGGCAGCGGCGGCAGCGCCGCCCCCUCGGCUACCGAGUCCGCCGCUCCUUCGGCUGACGCCUCGGGCGCCUCCGCCUCCGUCUCGGAGGCCGUUGCCUCUGCCUCGACCUCGGUUUCGGAGGCCGUCGCCUCUGCCUCUGCCUCCGUCUCGGGCGCCGUCGCCUCCGCCUCUGCCUCGCACGCCUCGGCUUCGGGUGCCUCGGCCUCGCACUCCGCCUCCGCUUCGGGCGCUUCGGCCUCGGGCGCUUCGGCUUCGCACUCCGUCUCGUCGGCUGUUGCCUCGCCUUCGGCCUCCAAGCCCUCGUCGGCUGGCCGCAACACCGUUGCCGGCGGUGCCCUCGUCGCCGCUGGUCUCCUCGCCGCCGCCCUCUUCUAAGCGGGCCGACUUGGACUUCAGUAGUAGUCGGUCUAGUGUCGCUGCCUAAUUCCAUGUUCGUAUUCUUGCAGUCGCGCACGACACUGUCCGCUACUCUCCACGAUCAUUCCAGUUUGAUACAGACCCCACAAUCACACAUUCUAGUACAGCGUCGUACCAACGUCGUUCCUUGUUAGUAUGAUGCAGACGUAGCGCAGCA
This is a messenger RNA of Vanrija pseudolonga, 989 nucleotides long. Its product is annotated as GPI-anchored CFEM domain protein. The record is from RefSeq and is a predicted model, not a curated record. NCBI's taxonomy places the organism in Eukaryota, Fungi, Basidiomycota, Tremellomycetes, Trichosporonales, Trichosporonaceae. The transcript has 2 exons. Bases 152 to 790 code for a protein of 212 amino acids.